Molecule: messenger RNA, 3678 nt
Organism: Neurospora tetraspora
Lineage: Eukaryota; Fungi; Ascomycota; Sordariomycetes; Sordariales; Sordariaceae
Product: GPI inositol-deacylase
Exons: 3
Coding region: 1-3678 (1225 amino acids)
Biological process (GO): GPI anchor metabolic process; endoplasmic reticulum to Golgi vesicle-mediated transport
Cellular component (GO): endoplasmic reticulum
Molecular function (GO): phosphatidylinositol deacylase activity
Source: RefSeq, a predicted model, not a curated record
AUGAGGACUCGGCUAGCUGGAACCUCAGAAGACGGCCAUCUAUGUCCUGUCGAGGCUCCUGUUCCCAAUGUCGACUUCCUUCUACACCAACAACUCCAACAGGAGCAAGACGUGUACGCAAACUCGACAACAAACGCGACGACAUCCCCACCGAUAGCGCCCAUAACAGCCCUUCCGCGACCCUCGCGACCCUCGCAGUCCUCGGCCGCCGAACGAACCAGUCCCGAGUCGCCCUCUGUGCGCCAGUCCCCUACCAAGCGCGAUCGUAACCCCGGCCCUUCUAGCCCCGGCGCCGGCCCAUCGAAUCUCGAGCACCAGCCUCCUUCUCAACAAUCGCAAAACCAACAACCGCAGUCUUUCUACGCACGAAGUAGGCGGUCCGGCAACUUCAAUUGGAAACUGUCACACUCUCGGAAUGGAUCAAUAGAGAAGCCUCCGCCCUCCUUCUUCUCUUCCUCCUUUUCCCACUCGCCCUCCACUCCACCGCUCUCCCUCGGAGCCCCUGCGAACGGGGCCGUCCAUUCGAAAGAGAUGGAAAAGGAAGAGGAACAAAAAUUUGUUGGCAAGCGACCGAGGAUACGAAGUCCCUGGGCCAUCACAUUCGUGACCCUACUCACCUCGAUUCUGGGCAUUGGCUUUCUGGCCCUCUGCUUGAAUUCAUCCUUCACGCGACACAUCGAUCCCAAGGGUUGUCGCAUGUCGUACAUGCGCCCUGGCUACGCCAAAUUUGACGAUUUCGACACGGAGCAUACUCGUUUCGCAAGCAAGUACUCGCUAUACCUUUAUCGCGAACUGGGCAUCGAGAAUGAUGCAAAGGUCAAGGGUGUUCCCGUUCUCUUCAUACCCGGAAACGCCGGUAGCUACAAGCAAGUUCGACCCAUCGCCGCCGAAGCCGCUAAUUACUUUCACGAUGUGUUACAACAAGACGAAUCCGCUGUCAAGGCUGGCGCUCGAAGUCUCGACUUCUUUACGGUCGAUUUCAACGAGGACAUUACUGCCUUCCAUGGCCAGACCCUGCUCGACCAAGCCGAAUACCUGAACGAAGCGAUACGAUACAUCCUUUCGCUUUACCUCGAUCGGACCCGCUCAGACCGAGACCCCAAUCUGCCAGAUCCGACAUCAGUUAUAGUCCUGGGUCACUCGAUGGGAGGUGUUGUUGCCAGGACCAUGCUCAUCAUGCCCAAUUACCAGGCCAAUUCCAUCAACACCAUCAUUACCAUGUCCGCCCCGCAUGCUCGGCCCCCGGUUUCUUUCGACAGUGAGAUCGUCAAGACCUACAAGGAUAUCAACGACUACUGGAGGCACGCAUACUCCCAGCAAUGGGCCAACAACAACCCUCUGUGGCAUGUCACCCUGGUUUCCAUUGCGGGUGGUGGCUUGGAUACCGUUGUGCCAUCAGACUACGCCGGUGUCGAAUCUCUUGUCCCCGACACGCAUGGCUUUACCGUGUUCACUACGAGCAUCCCGAAUUUUCGCAAGGCUUUGGUGAAGGCAAUCUUCGAUGUCGUGGACGUCAACAGAGCUGCCCAGACGAAGCCAAGGGCCGAUAGGAUGAGGGUGUUCAAGAAGUGGUUUCUUACAGGGAUGGAAGAGGUGGCGGAGAAGACCGUGCCGUCCAAGGAUCCUUCGACGCUGCUUACUCUCGAGGACAACCUGAAUUCGGUGAUUAGGCAAGGGGAGCGCUUGGUGUUGAGGAGUCUGGGCGCGAGCGGCGCAGUGCGCGCUCAUCUCCUGCCCAUCCCUCCGUCAGGAUCGCCUGAACCAAAGCGCUUCACCCUUUUGACGGACCAGAAGCUGGAUAUUUCUAGCGAAAACGGGAGGCUGGAGGUGUUGUUUUGCAGUGUCUUCCCGAUGCAGCCUGGUCAGGCUGUAGCAGGCUUUGCAGCUCAGAUCAAUCUUGCUGGAGAAAGUAGCGCCUCCACACGGUUGGCGUGUAACAAUGCGGCCUCGGAUGUUGUCACUCUCCCAGCAUCCGUUCGGUCAUCGCAGUACCCCUUCUCUAAAGAUGGGGAGCCCCCGAGGACGCCUUUCUCAUAUCUUCAAUAUGACGUUGAGGAUAUCGCCGAGCAUCAGUACGUUGCUGUAAUCGAGAAGGCCAACACUCCGACCCCGGGUUUUGUGAUCGCCGAGUUUAGCGAUGUUUCUCAGUCACAUCGUACAAGGCACAUCAGCCUUCGUCGGCUCCUCGCUUUCGGCAUGAAAUUCCGCCUCCCCUCCUCGCGACCCAUGGUCUCCGAACUGAAGGUUCCCACUAUGCAAUCAAGUCUGUUGGCAUACAACUUGGAAAUCAGCGAGCAAAACUGUGGUGAACAACAGGAGCUCUUCGCCCCGUUGGUUCGACAGUAUCUGACGGAGCCGUACGAGUCCAAAUUUUUCGUCAACGCAAGGAAAGCCGCAGUGAGCAUUCAUGGUGUUGCGCCGUACGUGCCUCCGCCACUGAAGAGCAGAUCGACGGAGGAUGGUCUAAGUUUCCAGUUUUGGACCGAUCCAACCUGCGCCUCCAACAUCAAUAUCAAGAUGAGCAUUGAUGUUAGGGGCAGUCUGGGCAAACUGUACAUGCGAUACCGGACGGUAUUUGCUGCGUUCCCCUUGCUGGUGGUUACGCUUGUCCUGCGCAAGCAGUUCCGCAUCUAUGACACUACUGGCGUAUUUGUCUCUUUCUCUGAAAGUUUGGAUCUGUGCUUGAGGCAGUCGAUCCCCUUGGUUCUUGCCUUUCUCACGUUUCUGUCCCUGUUUAUCUGGAACUCGUCAUCAUCGGCAACCGCAAACAUCUGGAUUUGGGCUAAUGUCACAUCUGGCGCGAUUGACUUCCAUCAGAACGAUCUCCUCAUCGGAACACAAGAUCCUUUCUUCUGGUUCUUGAUUCCGGUGAUUGGACUCAUCUGUGUUGGAAUCUGCACCGUGUUCAACUACAUGACUCUCACCCUUGUACACAUUCUGAGCAUAGCUGUUAGCCUCUUGAGCUUUCGGCCCGGGUGGAUUCGCAACGAGGAAAGACGCAAAGCCUUGCCGCUCCCUGCGUUCUAUCCCACUUCACCAAGGCGGCGAAUGGUCACCACCGCCAUCUUGCUAGUCCUCGUUUCGACUCUGAUCCCUUAUCAGUUUGCGUACUUGGUGUGUUGCUUGGUCCAGCUGACCACCACAGUCCGGGCACAGAGAAUUGCCUCUGACCUGAAAUCAGCCGCCAACUCCAACUUCUACAACUACGUCCACUCCAUUCUCCUGCUUAUGCUCUGGAUCCUUCCCAUCAACCUCCCCAUCUUGGUGGUCUGGAUCCACAACUUGGCGGUCCACUGGCUCACCCCCUUCUCAUCCCACCAUAAUGUCCUUUCCAUCAUGCCCUUCAUCAUUCUCGUGGAGACUCUGACCACGGGCAAGAUGGUCCCCAGGGUUAAUAGCCGAUUCAAGCACUUCACCAGUGUUCUGCUGUUCGGGAUCGCCCUCUACGCCGCCAUCUACGGCGUCUCUUUUGCAUACAUGUUGCACUACCUGGUCAACUUGGUAGCCGCGUGGUUAGCCAUCGUUCACUCGACAUCGGACCCUUGGUCGGUUCUUUCCGGGAUAAAACACAUCAGCUGCACCCUGUUUGAUGCGGGAAAUACCAGCAAUGUCGGCGGCGUUAAUGGGACGACCAACACAGUGCUGGCCGAGGAUCGUAAAAUGAGGAAGGAACCAUGA